AUGAAUAAUGCACAGCAGAAGCGUCGUGAGGCAUUUGAGUCACCAGCCAGUACGAUCGCUAAUAUCCCCGCUCAUGUGUCUAUUGAGAUUCUAGGGAAUGGAUCAUGUCAUUUACGUCAGUGCGUCGCGAUUCGGACUCCGUUGAAAACGUACCUAUUCAAUUGUCCAGAGGGCGCUUCACGAUUUCUUCCGCAACUGCGCAUGAAGUCACUCAAU
Molecule: messenger RNA, 216 nt
Organism: Ostertagia ostertagi
Lineage: Eukaryota; Metazoa; Nematoda; Chromadorea; Rhabditida; Trichostrongylidae
Source: the annotation of a GenBank genome assembly